Messenger RNA from Sphaeramia orbicularis (orbiculate cardinalfish), 1289 nucleotides. RefSeq names its product claudin-4-like. The record is from RefSeq and is a predicted model, not a curated record. Gene Ontology annotation, molecular function: structural molecule activity. Lineage: Eukaryota; Metazoa; Chordata; Actinopteri; Kurtiformes; Apogonidae. The coding region runs from base 51 to 686 and encodes 211 amino acids. Gene Ontology annotation, cellular component: membrane; bicellular tight junction. The transcript has a single exon.
UUGUUUUUCUAUUUUCUGGAUUCGGAUGCGUGCGGAGCAAAACCGGCAGCAUGGUCUCUCAGGGGAUUCAGCUAAUGGGCAUUUCCAUGUCCGUGAUUGGCUGGUUGAUGACGGUGAUAGUGUGCGCGCUGCCCAUGUGGAAGGUCACGGCCUUCAUCGGCGCCAACAUCAUCACGGCUCAGACCAUCUGGCAGGGCUUGUGGAUGAACUGUGUGGUGCAGAGUACGGGGCAGAUGCAGUGUAAGGUCUACGACUCCAUGCUGGCGCUGCCCCAGGACCUGCAGGCCGCCCGCGCCAUGAUCAUCAUCUCCAUCCUGGCCGGGAUCUUCGGGGUCAUCAUGUCCAUCGCCGGCGCCAAAUGCACAAACUGCAUCGAGAACGAGCGCUCCAAAGCCAGGACGUGCAUCCUGUCUGGAGUUCUGUUCAUCGUCUCGGGGCUCCUGUGUCUCAUCCCCGUCUCCUGGACCGCCAACACCGUCGUCUCUAACUUUUACAACCCGCUGGUGCUCUCGGCGCAGAGGUACGAGUUGGGGGCGUCGCUGUACAUCGGAUGGGCGGCCGCUGCGCUGCUGUUCAUGGGAGGGGGGCUGCUGUGUUGGAACUGUCCACCCAAAGAGGAAUACCGCCACUAUGCGCCCAAAUACACGCCGCCAAAGACCUCCUCCACGUCCAGAGAGUAUGUGUAAGACUGUAGGGGAGGAGCGCCGCCGUGAUGUCAUGACCUUAUGAUCAGUUAGAGUUCAGCCUAUUUAAUUCAGUUACUGUUUCUAAUCAAAACGCUGUGAUUUCAAAGGAGCUACGUCUUAAUAUGUUCAUUUCUGUAAACAGCCUGUAUGGAGAAUAACAUAAAACUAGGAUGAGGUGCCUUUGAGUCCAAACUAGUGCAGAUAUUUGACAAACACAUGUUUUUCUUCUAUAUUGGUUCCUCUCGUCCACACUUUAAAGUCAUUUUAGGACAUAAAACAGAGAUUUUGAAAAGUAUUUCCAUGGUGUAUAUUUUAUAUUAGUUGGUGUUUAUCCGUAUGUUCAGGGAAAAUGUAGAGAUUGUUAAACGGUGGCGUCUUACCACAUUUAACUCAUGCCUGUUAAUUCUUUGUAUAAUGAAUCAGAAUCAGAAUAAUUUAUUAAUCCGAGUUACUCCAUUCAGUUAUAAAGUAGCAGAAAAGAAAUGAUCAAAACAACAAAAAGAAAAAAAAUGUGUAUAUACAUAUUUAUAUAAAGCUCUAAAUAUGCAAACAUAUAUAUAUAGCUCUGAAUAUAUAUCAAAUAUACAUAUUAAACCACUCUAU